Molecule: messenger RNA, 1630 nt
Organism: Stylophora pistillata
Lineage: Eukaryota; Metazoa; Cnidaria; Anthozoa; Scleractinia; Pocilloporidae
Product: S-adenosylmethionine synthase
Biological process (GO): S-adenosylmethionine biosynthetic process
Molecular function (GO): ATP binding; methionine adenosyltransferase activity
Source: RefSeq, a predicted model, not a curated record
UAGCUUUUAGUCACACCUUCUACUACAUACUAGGACCUACUUCGUAAAGAUUAUAUUUGCAAUCAUGUCGAACCCAAAAACAAACGCAAAGAGUACUUUCCUCUUUAGCUCUGAGUCGGUUGGCGAAGGGCAUCCUGAUAAACUCUGCGAUCAGGUCUCAGAUGCUAUUCUCGAUGCUCAUCUCAAAGUUGAUCCCAAUGCUAAAGUCGCGUGUGAAACUGCAACUAAAACAGGCAUGGUUCUUGUUUGCGGUGAAAUUACAUCAACGGCCGUUGUGGAUUAUCAGAAUGUGAUCCGUGACACAAUAAAAAAGAUUGGAUACGAUUCCUCUGAUAAAGGAUUCGACCACAAAACCUGCAGUGUCUUGAUUGCCCUCCAACAGCAAAGCUCUGACAUUGCGGGCGGUGUCCACAAAGAUAGAAAAGAAGAAGAUAUCGGCGCCGGUGAUCAGGGUCUCAUGUUUGGCUAUGCCACUGAUGAGACGGAAGAACUCAUGCCCCUAACAGUUGUUUUAGCCCACAAUCUAAACAAGAAGCUUGCUGAAAAGAGACGAGAUGGAUCUAUGCGCUGGCUGCGACCUGAUUCCAAAACACAAGUUACCAUCGAGUAUGAAGGAAAAUUGGGUGAUGGUGAAAUCAAACCUCUUCGAGUCCACACCAUCGUGAUUUCUGUUCAGCACAACCCUGACAUCGAGUUACAAGAAAUGAGGAGGCAAUUGAAGGAGAAAAUUAUCAACGAAGUCGUCCCUGCCAAAUAUCUUGAUGAUAAAACAGUCUACCAUCUCCAACCGUCUGGUGCAUUUGUGAUCGGAGGCCCCCAAGGUGACGCAGGUUUGACAGGAAGGAAGAUUAUUGUCGACACUUAUGGUGGAUGGGGAGCACAUGGAGGAGGUGCCUUCUCUGGGAAGGACUUCUCUAAGGUGGACCGAUCUGGUUGUUAUGCUGCUAGGUGGAUUGCUAAGUCUCUCGUGGCAGCCAAGUUGUGCCGCCGUGUCUUGAUCCAAAUCUCGUAUGCCAUCGGUAUUGCCAGACCUCUUUCAAUUACUGUGUUCUCUUACGGAACAAGCAUUAAGUCUGAUGAGGAGCUUUUGGAAAUUAUCAAGAAAAACUUUGAUCUUCGCCCGGGCGUGAUAGUCAGGGACCUUGACUUAAAGAAGCCCAUAUACCAGGAGGCGUGCGUGUACGGUCAUUUCAAACCUGGUUUUACCUGGGAAGUACCCAAGAAGCUGAUUUUUGACUGAACUUACAGACCAAGAAACGCUAGAUGAGAGUGGUCACUAUAAAGCAAAUAAGAAUGACUCAACUGAGUAAUACAAUAGCAACCCAAUUUAAUGACAGUGCAGGACAAGAAAGAGCCCCGGAGCAUACGAGAUUGAAGCCAUGUAAACCAUAUAGUUACUAUCGAUGCUCCUUUCAAACAUCAUAAAGUACUUUUUUCACUUAAUAAUUUGCAUAAUAGGAAAUGAAAUAAACACUUUCUUGACGAGUUCAGAAAAUAGUUAUCUCAUGGUUUAUUGAUGGGUGAUUAUGUCAUCUUUUGAACAGUUUUCUUUUAUGGGCGUGCAGUUCACAUGUAUUCCUUUCUCCAUUUAUUCAUAUCAAUUUUGGUGAAGGGUGACGAAAACCGAGUA